UCCUGAUUGCUGGGGUGAUCUGUAGGAUUGUAGCCUCUGGCCGCCCUGGUCGCGGGGCAGCGUCCUGCAUCCGAGCUCCUUCCAGGCUCUACUAAGCCAGAUCUGGGCCUCUCUGAGGAAGAAACUGAAGUGAAAAAGAAGUGACUGAAAAAGAAAUUAAGGAACGAUUUGAAGGAACAGAUUCAUUUCUUAACAAGAUCAAGUUUGAAUUAAAUGGCUGAUAAACAGAUCAGUUUACCUGCCAAGCUGAUCAAUGGAGGGAUAGCUGGGCUGAUUGGGGUCACCUGUGUAUUUCCCAUUGACCUGGCAAAAACUCGCCUGCAGAACCAGCAGAAUGGCCAGCGGAUGUACACCAGCAUGUCUGACUGCCUCAUUAAAACAAUUCGGUCGGAAGGCUACUUUGGCAUGUACAGAGGGGCUGCAGUGAACCUGACUCUAGUGACCCCAGAAAAGGCUAUAAAACUGGCAGCCAAUGACUUCUUCCGGCAUCACCUCUCCAAAGAUGGGAAAAAGCUGACACUGCUGCGGGAGAUGCUGGCGGGCUGCGGCGCGGGUACCUGCCAGGUGAUUGUCACCACUCCCAUGGAGAUGCUUAAAAUCCAGCUGCAGGAUGCAGGGCGAAUUGCGGCACAGAAGAAGCUGAUGGCAGCACAGGCCCAGCUGUCCUCUUCCUCUGCGGUGGGGUCGGCUGAGCCAGCGGUUGAAAGGCGCACCACAGCAACACAAAUAACAAGGGAGCUGCUGCGGAGCAAAGGCAUUGCGGGACUCUACAAGGGCCUGGGAGCCACACUGCUAAGGGAUGUCCCAUUCUCCAUUGUGUACUUCCCACUGUUUGCAAACCUGAACAAGCUGGGCCAGAAAGACCCCAAUGUCAAGGCUCCGUUCUACGUAUCAUUCCUCUCCGGAUGUGUGGCUGGCAGUACAGCUGCGGUGGCUGUCAAUCCUUGCGAUGUGAUUAAAACGCGGCUACAGUCCUUGCAGAGAGGUGUGAAUGAGGACACCUACUCAGGAAUCCUGGACUGCACCAAGAAGAUCUGGCAGAAGGAAGGGCCCAUGGCCUUCCUGAAAGGGGCAUACUGCCGAGCCCUGGUCAUUGCUCCUCUCUUUGGCAUCGCACAAGUCGUCUACUUCAUCGGCAUUGCGGAGUUCCUGCUGGACAUGCUCCCCAAGCACCGAGCGUAGCCCCGGCACGCCUGUGUGUGCCCUCCCGCCCUCUGCAGCGCUGAAUUCAUCUCCGUGUUCAUCAUCCAUGUCGACUGAUGUCAGAGCAACAGCACAAAGAGUUCGCGCAGGGACGCCGAGGGGAUGUGGUUUCCAGACGAGCAAACACAGGCAGGGGGAGAGUCCCUUUUCUGUCUCGGUCUGGAACCUGCCCCCUCCUGCUCCUUCCACGGACAAUACCCAAUUAUGCAUAUCUUUUUUCUUUUUUUUUUUUUUUCCCUUUCCUUUUUUUUUUGGUUUUUAAAUUGUCAUUCUUAAGGACACUGGUAAGCACAGGCUGGGCUUGCAGACGCAGAAGUCUCCUCCCAGCCUUGGGGAGGAAGAGGGAUGGGAAGGAGAUAACCUUGAAGCCUCAUCCACCCCAGUCCCCCUCUUUCUUCCUGGAGUUGCCAGCUAUCUGAGGAGAAGCUGGAGGG
Messenger RNA from Harpia harpyja (harpy eagle), 1637 nucleotides. It is a transcript of the gene SLC25A22, whose product is annotated as solute carrier family 25 member 22. The record is from RefSeq and is a predicted model, not a curated record. Gene Ontology annotation, molecular function: L-aspartate transmembrane transporter activity; L-glutamate transmembrane transporter activity. Lineage: Eukaryota; Metazoa; Chordata; Aves; Accipitriformes; Accipitridae. The transcript has 10 exons. The coding region runs from base 214 to 1182 and encodes 322 amino acids. Gene Ontology annotation, biological process: malate-aspartate shuttle; L-glutamate transmembrane transport; aspartate transmembrane transport.